Trichoderma gamsii is the source of this 888-nucleotide messenger RNA. RefSeq lists its product as hypothetical. The coding region runs from base 1 to 888 and encodes 295 amino acids. Gene Ontology annotation, biological process: proteolysis. The record is from RefSeq and is a predicted model, not a curated record. The transcript is spliced from 2 exons. Gene Ontology annotation, molecular function: peptidase activity. Lineage: Eukaryota; Fungi; Ascomycota; Sordariomycetes; Hypocreales; Hypocreaceae.
AUGUCCUCCAUCACAGAAACUAUCACCCUUAAUGAUGGAACAAACAUCCGCGUCAAGCUACUAGGCGACAAACAUACAGAUAGACCGCUGUUAAUAGCUCUUCAUGGGGCGCCCGGACUUUCGAGCCUCAAUGAGCCACUCGCUUCAUUUGCCUUUCUCGCAGACAGGCUGCGCGUACUCGUCUACGAUGCAAGAGGGAGCGGAAAGAGUGAUUCUCAGGGCCCACUAGCAGAUGAGCAGUGGAUUUCCGAUCUGGAUGAGAUCAGAGCGUGGGCCGGUGUUGAGACAUUCAUACUUGCAGGAGGUUCAUAUGGCGGCUUUCUUGCUCUCGGAUACGCCUUGACAUAUCCUAACCGACUUUCAGGUCUAAUCUUGCGCAACACUUGGGCCUGCGGAUUCAAAGGAAGCUUACGUAUCCUGAAAAAUAUUUGUACUUCGCCACGAAUCCGUCCUGACCUCGAUCGUCAGGUAAGGUUGUGGUCUGGCAAUGUCCGAGACAAUGAAGAUGGCGCAAGAGGGUUGGAAGAAAUUCUUGCUAUAUACACGCCGGCAAAGGAAAACAACGAAGAAGAGGGCCCUGGAAAUUUUGAGGGUGCAGGAAAUGACUUCGAGAUGCGCUGGGAGGUGCAUAAUGCUGCUUGGUCCUUAAGCGUGCCUCGGUUCGAUGUCCGCAAUAAGCUUCAUCAAAUUGAAACACCCACUUUGAUAAUCGCUGGACGUCACGAUCCCAUCUGUCCUGUAGAGGAUUCAGAGGAGAUUCACCAAGGAAUACCUGAGAGCGACCUGGUAAUUUUCGAAAAAUCUGGUCAUAACCCUUCAGCUGAUGAGCCACUCGCCAUUCAGAAAGCCCUGAAGAGUUUUCUUGGUAAAGUCUUUGAGAAUAUAUAG